UUGUUUGCUAGGAAGAGGCGCGCGUGUGUCACCUGAGUUAGCAAAUUUGGCCACAAAUAUAUAUUUAUGCACGUUUCAGAGUAAUUUAAAAUAGGCACGUGUUUAAAUCAGUUGGAUAAUAAAGACGCUGUGUCAAUAUAGUUUGCUGUCUACGCUUAGCUAUGGCUAAUUUUAGCUUCUCAGCCUCGAAGAGGAGCUAAGCUAGCUGUCAACUAGCUGACUGACUUUCUGUAAGUAUUUGGGUGAAUAAGCGGUUUUAAAUAAAGCGAACACCAGGAGCUAUGCGGUCUCUGAACUACGUCCAGCGGGUCAGUUUGGAUUUCACAGGAACUCUGUUUCCUCAUGCUAUCUGUCUGGCAGACGCAGACAACGACUCGCUGAAUGAGCUGGUCGUAGGAGACACCAGUGGAAAGCUGCUUGUUUACAAGAACGAUGACUCCAAACCGUGGAUCACAAGAACCUGUGUGGGCAUGCUGACCUGUGUUGCAGUUGGAGAUGUCUGCAACAAAGGAAAGAACUUUGUGGUCGCUGUGGGUGCAGAAGGAUGGUUUCACCUCUUCGACCUGACAGCCACCGCUGCAAGCAAAGCAGAAUCAUCCAGCCAACAUGAAUUCUUUUCGUCUGAAGACCAGAAGCCCUUCUUCACCCAGCAUAUUCCUGCUAACACCAAAGUCAUCCUCAUCAGUGACAUUGAUGGAGAUGGGCGCUGUGAGCUGGUGGUGGGCUACACGGACCGAGUGGUGCGAGCCUUCCGCUGGGAGGAACCGUCGGAUGGUUCAGAUGCGGGAUCCGGUCAGCUGGUUCUGCUGAAGAAAUGGCUGCUGGAGGGACAGGUGGACAGUCUGUCAGUGAACCCGGGUCCAGAGGGUUUACCGGAGCUGAUGGUGUCUCAGCCAGGUUGUGGCUACGCUAUCCUGCUCUGCUCCUGGACACAACAGGACUCCAGUGGAUCUGGAGACGACGCUCCUGCCACGCCCGGGAGCGAAGGACCUUCCAGAGACAUAGUUCUCCACCUGACCACCGGGCGGAUACACAACAAGAACGUCUCUACUCAUCUCAUUGGCAGCAUAAGCAAAGGUUCAAAAGAGGAAUCUUCUAAAUGUGGCCUGUUUGCUCUUUGUACUUUAGAUGGAACCCUGAAGCUGAUGGACAGCUCGGAGCAGCUGUUGUGGUCGGUGCAGGUGGAUCAUCAGCUCUUUGCCCUGCAGAAGCUCGACGUUACUGGAGACGGCAGAGAGGAGGUGGUGGCGUGUGCCUGGGACGGUCAAACCUACAUCAUCGAUCACAAUCGGACUGUGGUGCGUUUCCAGUUUGAUGAGAAUGUCAACGCCUUCUGUGCAGGUCAGUACACGUGUAAGGAGGGUAAAAACAGCCCCUGCCUGGUGUACGUCAGCUUCAAUCACAAAAUCUACAUCUACUGGAAGGUGGAGCUGGAGCGGAUGGAGUCCACCAACCUGCUGCGGGUGCUGGAGGAGAAACCCGACUUUAAAAGUCACCUGAGGGUGCUGGGAGUCGAUGCUGAGGAUUCGGCUGCAGUCAGAGCGCUGGUGGCAGAUAUUCUCUACAAGGAUGGACCGACGUAGCACAGCGACACAUGUCACCACACUGCCUUCUCUGUUUUCCCUCAGACUGUAAAUACUCUGUUAAUAAACACCGACUGACUGUCUGCC
Messenger RNA from Stegastes partitus (bicolor damselfish), 1670 nucleotides. It is a transcript of the gene itfg2, whose product is annotated as integrin alpha FG-GAP repeat containing 2. The transcript has 12 exons. Gene Ontology annotation, cellular component: KICSTOR complex. NCBI's taxonomy places the organism in Eukaryota, Metazoa, Chordata, Actinopteri, Pomacentridae. Gene Ontology annotation, biological process: regulation of TOR signaling. Bases 282 to 1583 code for a protein of 433 amino acids. The record is from RefSeq and is a predicted model, not a curated record.